This is a messenger RNA of Malus domestica (apple), 3996 nucleotides long. Its product is annotated as putative multidrug resistance protein. Gene Ontology annotation, molecular function: ABC-type transporter activity; ATP hydrolysis activity; ATP binding. Gene Ontology annotation, cellular component: plasma membrane. Gene Ontology annotation, biological process: transmembrane transport. NCBI's taxonomy places the organism in Eukaryota, Viridiplantae, Streptophyta, Magnoliopsida, Rosales, Rosaceae. The record is from RefSeq and is a predicted model, not a curated record.
GUUGAAAUUGUCACAAAAUACAAUAGAAGGCCACCUCUAGGAACUUAUCUUAUCUCUUAAAGAUGCUUAUUUGUUGCUAAGUAAAGCUGUCACAUCUCUUAAACAAUGUUAAUUAACUUAAUUUUAUUGAUAUCUGCAAGUGAUUAGAAUAAGAACUUGGAAGUGAGUUGUAUUGUGUAGCUUGUAAGAUGGGGAAGAAAGGUGGAAUCUUUAGGUAUGCAGAUGGUGUUGAUAAGUUGCUGAUGGUGUUCGGGACUCUGGGUAGCAUCGGAGAUGGGUUGAUGACACCGCUGACUAUGUUCGUUCUCAGCCGUGUGAUCAAUGAGUAUGGAGGUGCUACUCUUUCUGUCUCCAAUGAAGUUGUGGACAAGUACGGACUCAGACUGCUAAUUCUUGCAAUUGGGGUUGGAAUAUCUGCUUUCAUGGAAGGAGUUUGUUGGACUAGAACUGCUGAGAGGCAGGCAUCUCGGAUGAGAAUUGAGUACUUGAAAUCAGUACUCAGGCAAGAAGUUGCCUUCUUUGACAGUCAGGCUAAUUCUUCCAUUACCUUCCAAGUCAUUUCUACUAUCUCUUCCGAUGCUCAUUUAAUCCAAGACACAAUUGCGGAAAAGAUACCGAAUUGCUUGGCACAUCUCUCGUCAUUUAUCUUCUGCUUUCCUGUUGGCUUUGUGCUUUCUUGGCGACUGGCACUGGCUGCUCUUCCAUGCUCGAUCAUGUUUAUGAUCCCAGGAAUUGGAAUUGGGAAUGUAAUGAAGAAAUUGGGAGGUAAGAUAGCUGGUGCCUAUGGGGUUGCUGGAGGGAUUGCGGAACAAGCAAUCUCAUCAAUCCGUACAGUUUAUUCGUACGUUGGGGAGAAUCAAACACUAAAAAAGUUCGGCAUUGCUCUCGAAAAAUGCACUGAGCUAGGCAUAAAGCAAGGCUUCACAAAGGGAUUGCUGAUAGGCAGCAUGGGAAUGAUUUAUGCUGCUUGGGCUUUUCAGGCUUGGGUUGGUAGCAAACUUGUUACCGAGAGAGGAGAAAAGGGAGGCCUUGUUUUCAUUUCUGGAAUCUGCGUAAUUCUCGGAGGAGUGGCCAUAAUGAAUGCGCUUCCAAUUCUCGCUACCAUCACCGCAGCUACUGCUGCUGCUACUCGAAUAUCUGAAAUGAUUGAUCGAAUUCCCGCUAUUGAUUCUGAAGAUGAAAGGGGAAAAGUUUUAACAUUUGUGAAAGGAGACAUCGAAUUUAGAAGGGUUGAUUUCUGCUAUCCUUCAAGACCUGAUACCCUGGUUCUUCAAGGACUAAAUCUCAAAGUCCAAGCUGGUAAGAUGAUAGGUCUUGUUGGAGGCAGCGGUUCGGGCAAGUCAACAAUCAUUGCUUUGCUCGAAAGAUUUUAUGAUCCAGUAAAAGGACAGAUUCUCCUCGACGGAUACAAGUUAAAGAAGUUUCAGCUACAGUGGUUGAGAUCACAGAUGGGACUGGUCAAUCAAGAGCCUAUUCUCUUUGCAACAUCGAUAAAAGAGAAUAUUUUGUUCGGAAAGGAAGGAGCUUCAAUGGAAAAUGUAAUAAGUGCAGCUAAGGAUGCAAAUGCACAUGACUUCAUUUCUAAGCUACCUCAAGGAUAUGAUACUCAAGUUGGGCAAUUCGGAGUUCAAUUGUCUGGAGGACAAAAGCAGAGGAUUUCAAUAGCGAGAGCAAUCAUCAGAGACCCGAAAAUUCUUUUGCUUGAUGAAGCCACAAGUGCUUUGGAUGCUCAAUCCGAAAAAGUUGUACAAGAAGCCUUGGACCAAGCUUCACAAGGAAGAACAACAAUCGUCAUAGCUCACCGCCUCACCACAAUUCGCAAGGCUGAUCUGAUAGUGGUUCUUCAAUCGGGUAGAGUGGUGGAAAAGGGAUCUCAUGAGGACUUAGUCCAGAAGAACAAUGGAGAAGGUGGAGCUUACAGUAAGAUGCUGCAAUUACAGCAACAGGCAAUGCAGAACGGUGUCCCUGACAUAUCCUAUUAUCCAGACGAUAUCAUAGACCAAAAAACCAAACAUCCGCGAAAUCCGCAGGCACCAAAAAGUGGGAGAUCAAGCUGGAAAAAUAGCCCUGCGCCAAGGAGUGGGGAAACAAACUGGCACACACCAAGGAGUGUGACACCAAGCUGGCAAAACAGCCCGGCUUAUCCAGUCACCCCAAUAUUUUCCAUCAGCAUCGAGAACUCUUUCCAAGCACACUACGAUGACUUUGACGAUGAAAACAUCUCUCAUCGUUCCUCCUCCCUCUGGCGUUUAUUGCAAAUGAAUGCACCUGAAUGGAAGCAAACAAUACUAGGGUGUAUAGGAGCUGCUGGCUUCGGAGCUAUCCAGCCAGUUCAUGCCUAUUGCUUAGGAACAGUCAUAUCGGUUUACUUCCAAACAGACAAAUCCAAGAUACUAUCAGACACCAGAUUCUACUGCUACAUCUUCUUAAGCCUAGCAGUUCUCAGCUUCAUUGCUAAUCUCCUCCAACAUUACAACUUUGCAGUUAUGGGAGAGCGAUUAUCCAAAAGGGUUCGGAUACAAAUGCUCGAAAAAAUUCUCACCUUUGAGAUAGGGUGGUUUGAUAAAGAUGAUAACACAAGUGCUGCCAUCUGUGCACGGCUAACCACUGAAGCAAGCAUGGUUAGAUCCCUAACCGCAGAUCGUAUAUCAUUGUUGGUUCAGGUUUUUUUCAGUGCCUCAAUAGCUUUUGUGAUCGGACUCAUGAUCACAUGGAGGAUAGCCAUUGUAAUGAUUGCGAUACAGCCCUUGCUCAUAGGAAGCUUUUAUUCGAGGAGUGUUCUAAUGAAGAGUAUGUCUAUAAAAGCACAGAAAGCGCAAGCCGAGGGCAGUCAACUAGCUAGUGAAGCUACUUUCAACCAUAGGACUAUCACUGCAUUUUCUUCUCAGGAUAGAAUACUAAAGCUAUUUGGAGAUGCAAUGCGAGGGCCGCGGAAGGAGAACAUCAAACAGUCAUGGAUUUCAGGUUUGGGUCUGUUCAGCUCCCAAUUUUUGACAACAGCUGCAAUAGCCUUGACUUAUUGGUAUGGAGGAAGGCUAAUGAAUCAGAAGCUAGUGCCGGCGAAACACCUAUUUCAAGUCUUUUUCAUCUUAAUGAGCACCGGUAAGAACAUUGCAGACGCGGGAAGCAUGACUACUGAUCUAGCCAGAGGGGGAAAAGCCAUCAAGUCGAUAUUUUCAAUCCUAGACAGAGAGAGUGAAAUUUCUCCUGAAGAGUCUGAAGGGAUAAAAAAGAUUUUCAAGGGUCACAUAGAACUAAAAAAUGUAGUAUUCGCUUACCCGGUGAGGCCAGACCAGAUGAUCUUCAAGGGGCUGAAUCUGAAAAUUGAAGCUGGAAACACAAUAGCACUAGUGGGACAGAGUGGUUCUGGAAAAUCCACUGUCAUUGGCUUGAUCGAAAGGUUUUAUGACCCGCUAAAUGGAUCAGUAUUGAUAGAUGGAUGCGAGAUCAAGCUCUAUAAUUUGAGAAAAUUGAGGUCACAAAUUGCUUUGGUAAGCCAAGAGCCUACUCUUUUCGGAGGAACCAUCCACGAAAACAUUGUGUAUGGUAAAGAAAAUACAACAGUUUCUGAAGUAAGGAAGGCUGCAAAACUUGCCAAUGCUCAUGAAUUUAUAAGUUCUAUGGAAGAGGGGUACGAGACUUACUGUGGCGAAAGAGGAGUGCAACUAUCCGGAGGCCAGAAGCAGAGAAUAGCACUUGCUCGAGCAAUCCUAAAGAACCCAACAAUCCUUCUGUUGGAUGAAGCAACCAGCGCUCUUGACAGUGUGUCGGAAAAUUUAGUCCAAGCAGCAUUGGAGAAGAUGAUGGUCGGUAGAACAUGCGUAGUUGUAGCUCACAGGUUGUCCACAAUUCAGAAAGCAGACUCCAUAGCUGUGAUAGUGAAUGGGAAGGUUGCAGAAAAAGGAUCACACUCUGAGCUGCUUGCCAUUGGAGGUGCAUACCAUUCUCUGAUAAAACUACAAAGCAGUCACCCUCCACACCAACAUAACAUAUGAA